UUCAUUUUGAAAUUUAGACAAAAAAUUUCUUUAUUUGGCAUCUAUUCUCUAUUAUAGAUUUUAUAGCGAUACUUAUUGUGUGAAUAAUUUAAGAUCUAGUAGAGAAAUAUGACUGCAAAUUGGUAUCUGACCAUUUUUAAAGGUGUUGAAUACAAAGACGAAGAGAAAUUAACCCAAUUCCUAAUAUUUUAAAAUAAUAUUUGAAUUUUAAAAUGGUAUAAUAUUACCUAACCAAAAAACAGGGUAACAUUUUCACAAAUUGCCUGACUCUCAUGGGUUCAAUUGUGGUGUGUAAAAACAGUUUAUUAAGGUUGAUUUUGAUAUAGAAAUAAAAUUUUGUGAAGUGAAUUAUCAUGAAAAAUAUAGUUUUGCAACACCUGCUGUGAUGUGUAAAUAUAGUUUUGGGACGUCAGUUAUGUGUCUAAAUAUAGUUUUAAAACAGCAGUUAAUAAUAACAAAUUUCAAUAAAAAAAAUUAUUUUAAUUUUAGAUUAAAUAAUUAUUAAAUCUUGUUUGGUAAUUCAGUUUCUUAGUCAUGGCAAACAGUUAAAAGUGCAUAUUGGAAUCAACCUAGAAAGUGAAUGUCCAUCAUCUUACAACAUAUACAUCGUUGCUGGGAAUCGAACCUUUUGAAGAUAUUAUUGAAUAUGAAAGAGAAAUAUUAAUGUGGAGAACUGGGCUCUCAAUAAUAAAUAUCAAACCAACAACUUGUCUCCAUCAUAAACAUGUUUAUUUGAAGCGUUAUACAACUAAAUUAACACGGUGCUGCAAUCCAUUUAAUACUCAUAACAAAACUAUAAAAGGUAGUCUUCGUGAAAUCAACUUGGAUACAGCAAAAUACCUAUGCAGUAAAGGCAAAUUCGUAGUUCCAGGUAAAAAACUUUGUACACAAUGCAGGCAUAAAUUAGCAAGUGAAGAAUCAGAAGAGAACGAGUUGGAGAUGAAAUUACCUGAAGAUAAUAUGGAAAAAGAUCUUAUACUGGAAUCAACAAGAUCGUUGCUCAACAGUACUUUAUGCGAACUUGAAGUGUCUCUUUUAAAAGUUCAUUUACCCAAAACCUCUAACAAGCCUUCACUUGGAAAGAGAAAGAUAAAGCAAGUUGAAGAAGCAGUUAUUAAGAAGCUUGCAACUGCUCUAGAUAUAACCGAAUCCGAUCUUGUUGCACCAAAAAAUGAAAUUCUAAAGGAAAUUCAAACCAAAGCUGGCGAUCUAGACUUCCUUGUAGAAUGCAUGAAAGAAAAACUUAAGGUUUCUAACAGGAGACAGCAACUUCAAAUUUUGACAUUAACCCCAAAAUCUUGGUCUAUCAGAAAAGCAGCAAAAGAGUUUUCAGUUUCUAAACACAAAAUUCAAAAUGCAAAGUUUUUACGCGACCAAAAAGGCAUCAUAGCAUACCCUGAUGUGGUUGAACGGCAUCGAAUCGGUAAAGAUGUUAUAGAACUUGUAAAGCUUUUUUACUGUGACGAUGAGUAUUCAAGGCAAAUGCCAGGUAAAAAAGACUGUGUAAGUGUUGGGGGAAAAAAAUACAUGUCAAAAAAAUUGAUUUUGUGUAACUUUAAGGAGCUCUAUGUGGCAUAUAAGACAAAGUACCCAGGCCAUAAAAUUGGAUUUUCUAAAUUUUGCAGUCUUCGACCUAAAUGGUGCAUCCUUGCUGGUCCAAAAGGUACACAUUCUGUUUGUGUGUGUACAAUACACCAAAAUGUUAAAUUAAUGUUGAGUGCUAUAGGCCUUGAACCAUCUUACCAUGAAAUUAUUGAAAAAAUUGUCUGCAGCAGAAAAUCUAAAGUUUGCAUGAUUCACCGAUGCAAUAGUUGUCCUGGCAUACAACAUGCCCAAAAUUACUUCCAGCAGUAUCUCGCACAAAAUGAUGAUCCAAAAGAGCAAUAUGACAGUGAUGAAAAUGAACAGUCAGUGGAUUUCAAACAGUGGACAACGACAGAUAGAACUGAAUUAUUAACAAUAAAACUUCCAUUAAAUGAAUUCAUAGAGCUUCUGUGUAAAAAACUUGAUAAUAUCACUUCUCAUUCAUUUAUAGCAAAAUCACAAUCUAGCUAUUUAAAGAAUCUCAAAGAAACAAUUAGUAUUGAUGAGGCUAUUGUACUGGCAGAUUUUGCAGAGAAUUACACGUUUGUAGUACAAGACGAGAUUCAGAGUUACCAUUGGAGCAAGAGUCAAUGUUCCCUUCAUCCAGUUGUCAUCUACUACAAUAAAGUGAAAUUGGAAAUAUCUUCUUUGUGUGUAAUUUCAGAUGAUUUAAAUCAUGAUGUUGGAUUUAUCAAUGAGGUUAUGCAUAAAACCAUUAAUCAUAUUAAAACUCAUCUUUGUCCCACAAUUAAAAAAAUUCAUUAUUUUUCUGAUGGCUGUGCAGGGCAGUAUAAAAACUACAAACAUUUUUACAAUUUAUGUCACCACGCUCAAGAUUUUUCUGUUUGUUGCAUCUGGAAUUUCUUUGCAACAAGCCAUGGUAAAUCUCCAUGUGAUGGAAUAGGUGGCACUGUUAAAAGGCUUGUUGCAACAGCUAGCUUGCAGAGUCCAACCACAGGUCAUAUACUGUCUUCUCAAGCAAUGUUUGAAUACUGUAAAAAGUCAAUCAGUGGGAUUACGUUUGUGUAUGUCUCUGCUGAAGAAAUGGAGCUAGUAAGAAACAAACUUACAGAUAGACUUUUAAUAGCAACCACUAUUCCUGGGACAAGAAGUUUCCAUCAAUUUAUACCAUCUUCUCAUUCAAUUAUAAAAAUGAAAAGGGUAUCCGAUGAUGAUCAUUUUUCUCUAACAUUUGACUUCCUCAAAAAACAAAAAUAUGAAAUUAUUAAAAUUGACAAUGUUUUGAUGUCACAAUAUCUAUUUUGCAAAUAUGACGAUUUUUACUGGCUUGGUAUGGUUUAUGAAGUUGAUAAAGAGAAUGAUGAUUUUAUGGUAAAAUUUAUGCAUCCACAUUACCCAAGUCGGUCAUACCACUGGCCAAAUCGGGAUGAUAAUUGCUGGGUGCCAAGAAUGAAUGUUAUUUGUCUUGUUAAAACACCUUCAACAUCUUCUGGGCGUCAGUACCAAAUCUCAAAAGAAGAUGAAAAUUUAUUUGAACAAGUUUUAUCUUUUCAGUGAAAGUUAUUUAAUAUUUUUCUUUCAUUAUUUAAAUGAUAUGAACUUAAAUUUUAGUAAUAUUUGGUUAUUACUUUUCAUUUUUAUUUUUGAGCUUUUUUCAAUAUCAGUUCAUUCAACAGAGCUUUAUUCAAUAAAUCAAGUUUGUAAUAUUUUUCAAAAAAGUUUGCAUUUUAGUUUCUUUUUUUUUAACAAAACAUUUGAGCUUGUAACCUUAAAUUUGAUUCAUGCAACCAAGAUUUUAAAAUAAUAUCUAACUAUUAGAAUAAUAAUAAAAAAAAAUUGUUCAAUGUGUUGUAUAGUAAAUUAUAUUUCUAUGUAUACUUUUGAAAAAAUAGAUAAAUAUGCAAGUUAUGCAAAGUAAUAUAACUUUUUUAUUUACUUUCACCUAAACUUUUAUAAAACCUCUUCACAAUGAGAGUAAGAUCUCUUAUUUCACAAUGAGAGUAAGAUCUCUUAUUUCACAAUGAGAGUAAGGCAACUCCAGAAAUCAGUGAAAUGCAAACUAUGGUUAAAAGAAAAAAAAAGGACUGUUGACAUAACAAAAUUCAAAAAUUAUUUUUAAAUAUCAGGAAUUGGGUUAAUUUUAAAAAUGGUCAGAUACCAAUUUGCAGUCAUAUUUCUCUACUAGAUCUUAAAUUAUUCACACAAUAAGUAUUGCUAUAAAAUCUAUAAUAGAGAAUAGAUGCCAAAUAAAGAAAUUUUUUGUCUAAAUUUCAAAAUGAAAUAUCUUUUCUAUGCUUUAAGAACCCAAAACCAUUUUUUUUAUAAAGAUAGCCUAGGAUCACCUACUUCAUUUGAAAAAAAAAUCGAAUCCAUGAGACUUGGGCAACUUCGGGAAUUAAUGAAAGCGCAACCCAUGGUUACAAAACAAAAAAUUUGACUGGCCAUUUUAAAAUGAAAAAAUAACUAUCAAAAAAUUUAAAUUUCACUAUUUUAUCUACGUUUUUGAAUUCAGCACCCUCAAAAAUGGUCAGGUACUGGUUUUCAGCCACAUUUUCCCACUAGAUCUUAAAUUAUUCAAUUAAAAGUACAACUACAAAAUCCAUAAUGGCGGACUUCCUAAAAAAAGGAACGUUUUAGGCUAAAUUUCAAAACAUCAUAACUUUUGAACCGUUUGGAUUUGGGAGCUCAAAUUUUGCAUUUUUUCAUGUUUCCUUAAUAGUUACCACUGAUAAAAAUUUUAAGAAAAUCCAAGGGGUGACUGAAAUGACUGUCCCAGUUUUACAUGGAAUGACCCUGUAUGUGUAUCAUACAGUGUAUGAUACACAUACACUGUAUGUGUAUGUGUAUGAUACAC
Messenger RNA from Hydra vulgaris (swiftwater hydra), 4399 nucleotides. RefSeq lists its product as uncharacterized. NCBI's taxonomy places the organism in Eukaryota, Metazoa, Cnidaria, Hydrozoa, Anthoathecata, Hydridae. The record is from RefSeq and is a predicted model, not a curated record.